GGAAAACAUCGGCUACAUUUUACUGUUGCAGCUGAUUCAGAGGAAAAUGAAGCAGCUGAAAGCACCUUAACCACAUUUAAGCCUUAUGAGAUCACAGAGGAAAUGCGCCAAGAGAUGGAUUACAAUGCUGACCGAGCAUGGUACGACAGAGAUGAACAUAACACAAUGUUUGAUGGUGAUAGCUCGUCAUUGUUUGGUGGGGAUGAUGCUUCUUAUAAAAAGAAAGAAGCAUCACUGGCAAAGAAACUGGAAAUUGAAGCAGCUGAAAGCACCUUAACCACAUUUAAGCCUUAUGAGAUCACAGAGGAAAUGCGCCAAGAGAUGGAUUACAAUGCUGACCGAGCAUGGUACGACAGAGAUGAACAUAACACAAUGUUUGAUGGUGAUAGCUCGUCAUUGUUUGGUGGGGAUGAUGCUUCAUAUAAAAAGAAAGAAGCAUCACUGGCAAAGAAACUGACUCGUAAGGAUGGAACAUUGAUGACCCUUGCCCAAAGUAAGAAGUUAUCACAAUUGACUGCUGAUAAUGCUCAGUGGGAAGACCGACAGCUAUUGAGAUCGGGGGCUGUUAGAGGAACAGAGGUGCAGAUUGACUUUGAGGAUGAGGAUGAGCGCAAAGUCAUCCUUUUAUUUGCCAAGUCGAAGUCCAUUUCACAACAAAGGCAGUAUCUUCCAAUAUAUUCUGUUCGUGAGGAACUGUUGAAGGUUGUUCGUGAAAAUCAGGUAAUAGUUGUAGUUGGAGAGACUGGUUCUGGGAAGACAACUCAAUUGACACAGUAUCUUCAUGAAGAUGGAUAUACAAAUAGUAGUAUUAUUGGUUGUACACAACCAAGACGUGUGGCAGCCAUGAGUGUUGCAAAACGAGUCAGCGAGGAGAUGGAAACAGAGUUGGGUGAUAAAGUUGGUUACGCCAUAAGAUUUGAAGAUGUCACUGGUCCAAAUACUAUAAUAAAGUACAUGACGGAUGGGGUACUUCUGCGUGAAACAUUGAAGGACUCUGAUCUUGACAAAUACCGAGUAAUUAUCAUGGAUGAAGCACACGAGAGAUCACUGAGUACCGAUGUUUUAUUUGGUAUACUGAAGAAGGUAGUUGCUAGGCGACGCGACUUCAAGCUUAUUGUAACGUCUGCGACGCUGAAUGCUAAAAAAUUUUCCGACUUCUUUGGAGGUGUUCCGACUUUUCAUAUCCCUGGAAGGACAUUCCAUGUAAAUAUCCUGUACAGCAAAACACC
Molecule: messenger RNA, 1229 nt
Organism: Musa acuminata subsp. malaccensis (wild Malaysian banana)
Lineage: Eukaryota; Viridiplantae; Streptophyta; Magnoliopsida; Zingiberales; Musaceae
Source: RefSeq, a predicted model, not a curated record